Messenger RNA from Spodoptera littoralis (African cotton leafworm), 3466 nucleotides. NCBI's taxonomy places the organism in Eukaryota, Metazoa, Arthropoda, Insecta, Lepidoptera, Noctuidae. The record is from the annotation of a GenBank genome assembly.
AUGCAAAUCAUACUCGAGCUUCGAAAAGAGAAGAGUAGAGAUGCAGCGCGUUCUAGAAGAGGAAAGGAGAACUACGAGUUCUAUGAACUGGCGAAGAUGCUGCCACUACCAGCUGCAAUCACCAGCCAGUUGGACAAGGCUUCAAUUAUAAGGCUGACAAUUAGCUACCUCAAGUUACGGGACUUCUCUGGUCAUGGUGAUCCUCCGUGGAGUCGGGAUCCUCCGCCGUCCAGUAAGGCUUUGAAAGGCGCCCAAAACAGACGGACGGCGAUAGGUCUGGCUAUGGAAUUGUUCGAGCAGCACCAAGGAACGCAUAUAUUACAGUCCUUGGAUGGGUUCGCGCUUUCAGUGGCAGCAGACGGCAGGUUCCUGUACAUAUCUGAAACUGUUUCUAUAUAUUUAGGAUUAUCACAAGUAGAGAUGACGGGUAGCAGUAUAUUUGACUACGUGCAUCAAGCUGAUCAUGCAGAAAUAGCAGAGCAGCUAGGACUAUCCCUCACUGGAAGACCUGGACAAGCUGGCCUGAACAGUCCAGCUUCAGGCAGUGAAGAGGGAAGUCAGCACGGAACUAAUAACCCUGAUGUAUCAUCCCAAAUGAGUCUAGCGGCAAGUGGGUCGCUGUACCGAGGAAUGGAUCGAGCAUUUUGCGUGAGAAUGAAGAGUACGCUGACCAAAAGAGGAUGCCAUUUCAAGUCUUCAGGAUACAGGGUGGUUCUGAUGUUAUGCCGCCUUCGACCGCAGUAUUCCUUUUCCCAUAGCCGAAAGUCUCCAACAGUACUCUUGGGCAUGGUGGCCCUCGCCAUAGCAUUACCACCGCCAUCAGUCCAUGAGAUCAGAUUAGAAUCUGAUAUGUUCGUCACAAGAAUCAACUUUGACUUCCGAAUAGCGCACUGUGAACCCAGCCGAGUAUCAGAACUUUUGGGCUACACCGCGGAAGAAUUAACGGGGAAGAAUCUCUACGCCCUCUGCCAUGGUGAAGACGCCAACAAACUUAGGAAAUGUCACGUAGAUUUAAUGAACAAAGGCCAAGUUCUGACACACUACUAUAGGAUAAUGAACAAGCUCGGUGGCUACACCUGGAUGCAAACCUGUGCCACAGUCGUCUGCUCCUCUAAGAACGCCGAAGAACAGAAUAUUAUUUGCGUCAACUAUGUUAUCAGUGGACGCGAGUACCCAAACACAGUAAUGGACUGCUGUCAACUAGAAGAGAGUGUACAAGGAGUGAAAAGGGAAGAAACAACUGGAGACCCAGAGAACGGUCCACCAGAUACCGACAACUCUGGUGCUCCACCUCCUCCACCACGCCAUCAAGCAGAAAGAACUGAACCUCCAACGAACACUGACUCCGCAUCAUCAGCACCAGUCCCAACAUCUGAGGUCACACAUUUGACCAGACUUAGCGACGCACAACCACUACCUCUUCACACAAACACAGAAAGAACUUCACCCAUGCCAGCUAGAAGACUGAAGAAACGAAAGCAUACAACUGACUGCGAAGACGAAGCAGAAAGAGACGAAGAAAGGCGAAAGACUUCUUCCAAUCCUGGAGCUGCAAUCUCACCAGCAGAGCGAGACAUUUCCAAAACCAAUUUAGCUAUACCUGAAGGUGGGUCGGACGCCACAUCAGUUAGAGACUUAGAAAAUGCUAUGUCGAAGCACUUACCGUCAGUAGCUUUAGAUGGCAAAGAAAUAUCCCAUAGACCAACCGACUUCUCCACUGAUGCUCUUCUGAAACAGCAGCAACAGAAAUCAACAAUACAAUGGAUAGGGACGCAAAAUCACCACUUGAAUCCUCUGAAUAGACAGAUACCAGCGAACCACACUUCUACACCCGCGUCAGCUUUGUUAAGACAGCUUUAUGCGAAUAGAGAAAGUGUUAUCCGAAGCAACUUCUUAGGUGAUGGUAGAACUGGUGGUUAUUAUUCAGGUGAUGGCCAGUCUGGACCAUUACCCACCCCACCAGGUAGUGAAGGCUCCGGCUACGGAGAACAAUUAGGACAUAAGGGUACCGACAUAGGAUCUUUAGCUUACGGAGGAUACGCUGACUACCAUUCGGCUAUGACUCCUCCAGGUUCAGUAUCACCUAGAGAUAAGCAGCAAUACGCGUUGCCAUACGACAAUAGUGCUUAUUCUGAAGCGUUAAGACACUCGUAUUUAGGUGAAGCGCCUUUACCGUUGAAGCCUCAAGCGUAUUCAGCUGUUCCUGGUGCUUUAGACUAUGCUUCAUCGUUGGACCAGUCGCAGUUCUUCCAUCCUCCUUCAUCGUUCCACCUGUAUCAUCCUCAGGCGCAUUCUGCCCAUGCGUCUCACCCUCACCAGCCUGAUAAGUCCGCGCCACCAAAUACGAACUGGUACUCGGCAGGCUCAUAGCCGAAUCUUCGGCCAUCUUAUUAUUAGCAAGCUUCUGUUGAACCGAUUGUUGUUAAGUUUUCCCAUUUUUUGUUGUUUCGGGGCUCAAUUAGAUUAAUGGGACUAUCCCUGAUGCAUUAUUAUCGGAAAAUGUAUACGGUUAAACUAAACAAGACUUCAAAUACUAAAAUACUCAGUCAACGACAGUUUAAAGGGUGUUCUCUAUUUUUUUGGAGUUUAUUUUUUAAUACUCUUUGGGGAUGUGCCAAAAAUUGUGCUUUAGGCAUGGACCUUGCAUUUAUAUCAGUCGUAUACUCUCAUAUAUUUUUAAAGGCAACUGCGCCAAUUAUCUUGUGCACUAAAUAGGUAACUUUCAUUUACUAACAGAAGACGAACUUUAAAACAAAAAUUGAACUUUUUCUUUUUUUUAAUUGUGGAUCCUAUUCUUAAAGGUAAAGGAAGUUUGAAAUUAAAGACAUUUUAGUACACAAGAGAAUCAGCGUCACAAUGAUUAUAAAAACGUUAAAAUAUAUCGAUUUAACAACACAAAAUAUUCAUGGAUUGAUCGACUUCCAAUUUCAAAAUUUUAUCGAUAGAGUACAGCCCUAUCGACAUUAUUGCGUACUUAAAAUAAAUAGUUUUAUUUAAAUAAUCCAGUGAAAUCAUGAGCUAUAAUAAUAGCUUUUUGCAUAUCAUUUAUAGUUAAGCUUUUUGUAAAUUAUUGUACAAUAGUUUAUCGACAUGACUGUAUUUAGGCGAUAAUGAUAAAUAAUCAUUUAAUAUUGUAAAUUCUAGCAUUUAAGUAUUGUAUAUUAUUAUUAUUUUUAUUAAUCAGUAUAAGGUUUCAUUGUACAUAAUUACUUAAUGGUCAUCUAUUAGAUUUUAAUCGAAUUUCAACGUAUCGAUACUUUUAUCGAUAUCCUUCGUUUCUCCGUCACUAGGAACCAAGCGCCAUUACAAAAUAUUUUAAAACAUUAAUAUUUCAUUAAAAUUAUUUUAUUUUUUAUGAUUAGAAAAAUAAAACAUAUAUUUAAUUGUCAUUGUAUGGAACAUGACAAAAUCGUUUUUUGUAGCCAAAAUACUCAAACAUUCCAGUUUUUUUUAUUAUAUUCAAGCC